Messenger RNA from Pterocles gutturalis (yellow-throated sandgrouse), 2274 nucleotides. It is a transcript of the gene SLC45A1, whose product is annotated as solute carrier family 45, member 1. Gene Ontology annotation, molecular function: sucrose:proton symporter activity. Lineage: Eukaryota; Metazoa; Chordata; Aves; Pterocliformes; Pteroclidae. Gene Ontology annotation, biological process: transmembrane transport. Gene Ontology annotation, cellular component: membrane. The record is from RefSeq and is a predicted model, not a curated record.
AGACGCCUACCCGUCAUGAUUCCACCAUCUGCAGCAACCCCUGUCAGCGAUGCCGCACUCUUGCCAAGCAUGGCUUCUCAGGAAAUCUGGAGGUCACAAGUUCCAGGCUAUUCUGCAUCCGUCACACGGCACAUAAGUCAUCGGGCCAACAACUUCAAGAGACAUCCAAAAAGGAGAAAACAUAUCCGCCCUUCACCACCGCCACCACCAAAUACUCCAUGUCCUAUUGAUUUGAUUGACUUCAGGGAUCUCCAGCCUCAGAGGUCUUUCCUAGAACUGCUGUUUAAUGGGUGCAUUCUCUUUGGGCUUGAGUUCAGCUAUGCCAUGGAAACGGCCUAUGUUACCCCCGUGUUGCUUCAGAUGGGGCUUCCAGACCAACUGUAUGGAAUGGUGUGGUUCAUCAGCCCUAUAUUAGGGUUCUUGCUACAGCCUUUGCUGGGGGCCUGGAGUGACAGGUGCACAUCAAGAUUCGGGAGGAGAAGACCUUUCAUUCUGGUCUUAGCAGUAGGAGCAUUGCUUGGGCUCUCACUUAUGCUGAACGGCAAAGAUAUAGGGAGUGCCUUGUCUGACACUGCAAAUAACCACAAAUGGGGGAUCAUUCUUACGGUCUGUGGUGUUGUCCUCAUGGACUUCAGCGCAGAUUCAGCAGACAAUCCCAGUCAUGCCUACAUGAUGGAUGUAUGCAGCCCAGUGGAUCAAGACAGGGGCCUCAACAUCCACGCUUUGUUGGCAGGUCUUGGAGGUGGCUUUGGUUAUGUUGUUGGAGGAAUACACUGGGAUAAAACCAGUUUUGGAAAAGCUGUGGGAGGGCAACUUCGUGUCAUCUAUGUCUUCACCUCAGUUAUACUGACUAUCACUACUGUGCUGACUCUAAUUAGCAUUCCAGAAAGACCCUUAAGGUCCUUUAGCAGGAAGAAAAAGGUGAUGAAGAGUCCAAGUCUUCCUCUCCCUCCUUCUCCAACUCUCUUCUUUGAGGAGGGUGUAAAUGAAAACUUUGCUUCUCUUAACUCAGCUCACUUGCAUGCAAGUUUUACAAGUCCUGUUUCCCCUCUCAGCCCACUCACGCCCAAAUAUGGCAGUUUUGUCAGCAGAGACAAUUCCUUGACGGGAAUUAAUGAGUUUGCAUCAUCAUUUGGGACUUCAAAUAUUGACAGUGUGCUUAUAGACUGUUUUACAGGCGGGCACAAUAGUUACUUAGCACUUCCAGCUAGCUUGCCCAGGCAGCCUGUAAGUGUCAGCUUUCCUCGGGUGCCUGAUGGCUGUUACCAAGGAGAAAAUGGAGUUCUGGAGCAAGGGGAGAGCAGCAUAACACCGCAGCCUGACUGUGAGGCGCUAAGGGUAGGGUCACUGGAUGCGAUAAAGCCACGGUCAUCAGGGAUCCUGAAAAGACCUCAGACCUUGGCCAUUCCAGAUGUCAUAACAGGACACUGUCCAGAAAAUAGCAGAAGAAGAAAUGUAACCUUCAGCCAACAGGUUGCUAAUAUCUUGCUGAAUGGUGUAAAGUAUGAGAGCGAGCUGAAUGGAUCAGGAGAGACCUCUGAGCAACCACUCUCUGUGAAACUGCUUUGUUCAACCAUCUGCCAGAUGCCGAAGGCUCUUCGUAACCUCUGCAUCAACCACUUCCUAGGAUGGCUUUCGUUUGAGGGGAUGUUACUCUUCUAUACUGACUUCAUGGGAGAAGUAGUGUUUCAAGGGAAUCCAAAAGCGCCUCACAACUCAGAUGAGUAUCAGAAGUACAACGCUGGGGUCACCAUGGGCUGCUGGGGAAUGUGCAUCUAUGCAUUCAGUGCUGCUUUCUAUUCAGCCGCGCUGGAGAAGCUGGAGGAUUUUUACUUUGUGGCAUACUUGGCCUUCGGGCUGGGCACGGGGCUGGCCACGCUCUCCAAAAACAUCUAUGUGGUGCUGUCACUGUGCGCUACCUACGGCAUUCUCUUCGCCACGCUCUGCACGCUGCCCUACUCCCUGCUCUGCGACUACUACCAGAACCGCGAGUUUUUAGGCUCGCAGGUGGAGGGCACUCAGCGCGGGAUGGGCAUUGACAUCUCCCUUCUGAGCUGCCAGUACUUCCUAGCACAGAUCCUCGUGGCCCUGGCCAUGGGGCCGCUGACAACAGCUGUGGGCAGCGCCAGCGGCGCCAUGUACUUCGCCAGCCUGGUGUCCUUCCUUGGCUGUCUUUUCUCCUCUCUCUGCGUCACCUACGAGUCUCCGCCCACUGAGGAGCUGCUGCCCGCUGAGGAGCAGCGCCCGCUCUUGCCUCGUGCACGAAACCAGUAA